Lachancea sp. 'fantastica' is the source of this 897-nucleotide messenger RNA. Lineage: Eukaryota; Fungi; Ascomycota; Saccharomycetes; Saccharomycetales; Saccharomycetaceae. The record is from the annotation of a GenBank genome assembly.
AUGCUCUAUUUGAUUGGAUUAGGUCUUUCUUAUACCUCCGAUAUCACAGUUCGCGGAUUGGAAGCCAUCAAAAAUUGUGACCGUGUGUACCUGGAACACUACACCAGCAUCUUGAUGGCUGCAUCUUUGGAAGAGCUAGAGACCUUCUAUGGUAAGCCAGUCUCUCUUGCGGAUCGUGAAAUGGUGGAAAGCGGAUGUGAAGAAAUCUUGCGUGACGCAGACAAACAAAACGUUGCAUUUUUGGUGGUCGGAGAUCCAUUUGGAGCUACCACUCACACAGAUCUCGUUUUGAGAGCGAAAAAACAAAAAUUGCCAGUCGAGGUGAUCCACAACGCUUCCGUGAUGAACGCCGUUGGCUCUUGUGGACUGCAGCUUUACAACUUCGGGCAAACGGUGUCAAUGGUUUUUUUCACAGACAGCUGGAGACCAGACUCGUGGUAUGAUAAAAUCUGGGAAAACCGUAAGAUUGGUCUUCACACACUGGUUUUGCUAGAUAUUAAGGUUAAAGAGCAAAGUAUCGAAAACAUGGCCCGUGGUAGACUAAUUUACGAACCUCCUCGUUACAUGUCGAUUUCGCAAUGCUGUGAGCAGCUGCUGGAAAUUGAGGAAAGCAGAGGUACCAAGGCUUACACCCCAGACACUCCAGCUGUAGCGAUCAGCAGACUUGGCUCGGCUAACCAAACGUUCAAAUCUGGUACAAUUGAGGAGCUUUCUCAAUACGAUUCCGGCGAACCUCUCCACUCGCUUGUUAUCUUGGGCAGACAGCGCCAUGAGCUAGAGAUCGAAUACUUGCUAGAAUUCGCCGACAACAAAAGCAAGUUCCAACAGUCGGUUACCCAGGACCAAGAAUACUUCAAGCCGGCGCCAUGGGUCCCACCUGUCGAGGAUGAAGACUAG